GUGAUGAGAAAUCACACAGUGCUAACAACAUUCAUCCUGCUGGGACUGACAGAUAACCCCAAACUACAAGUUCUGCUUUUCGUGUUUUUGUUUCUCACCUACAUGUUAAGUGUGGCUGGAAACCUCACUAUUAUCACCCUUAUACUUCUAGAUUCCCACCUUAAAACUCCCAUGUACUUUUUCCUGCAAAAUUUCUCUAUCUUAGAAAUCUCAUUCACCACAGUCUGCAUUCCCAGAUUCUUGUACAUUAUAACAACAGGAGAUAAUAUUGUUUCCUACAAUGCCUGCGCCACCCAAUUAUUUUUUAUUGUCCUCUUUGGAGCAACAGAGUUUUUUCUGCUGGCUGCUAUGUCCUAUGACCGCUAUGUGGCCAUCUGCAAGCCCCUGCACUACACGACCAUCAUGAACAACAGAGUCUGUACCACAUUCGUUCUCUGCUCUUGGCUUGCUGGCCUCUUGAUUAUUCUCCCUCCUCUUGGCAUAGGCCUCCAACUAGAAUUCUGUGACUCAAAUGUGAUUGAUCAUUUUGCCUGUGAUACAUCACCCAUCCUACAGAUAACUUGUUCAGACACAGCACUAAUAGAGAAAAUUGUCUUGAGUUUUGCCAUACUGACCCUCAUCAUUACCCUCAUAUGUGUCAUUCUCUCCUACAUAUACAUAAUCAAGACCAUUCUAAAACUUCCUUCUGCCCAACAAAGGAAGAAGGCCUUUUCCACCUGCUCCUCCCACAUGAUUGUGGUCUCCAUCACCUACGGCAGCUGCAUCUUCAUCUAUAUCAAGCCUUCAGCAAAGGAAGGAGUAGCCAUUAAUAAGGUGGUGUCAAUCCUCACAACCUCUGUUGCCCCUUUGCUUAACCCAUUCAUUUACACACUUCGAAACAAGCAAGUGAAAGAAGCCUUUAGAGACAUGGUAAAAUGGAUUGCACUUCUCACAAAGAGGUAA
This is a messenger RNA of Ochotona curzoniae (black-lipped pika), 942 nucleotides long. RefSeq names its product olfactory receptor 6C2-like. Gene Ontology annotation, cellular component: membrane. Gene Ontology annotation, biological process: G protein-coupled receptor signaling pathway. The transcript has a single exon. Gene Ontology annotation, molecular function: G protein-coupled receptor activity; olfactory receptor activity. The coding region runs from base 4 to 942 and encodes 312 amino acids. Lineage: Eukaryota; Metazoa; Chordata; Mammalia; Lagomorpha; Ochotonidae. The record is from RefSeq and is a predicted model, not a curated record.